AUGUCCGGGAAUUCAUCUGCAACACGAAUUGCAAUCAUCGGCACGGGGAAUGUCGGCUCUGCCAUCGUCUACGCCCUUCUUCAUCGCUCCAUGAACUCUGAGCUCCUUCUUGUGGACAUCAACCCUUCCAAGCGAGAUGCUCAGAUAUGUGAUUUACGAGAUGCUGCCUGUGCGGAAGGAAGCACCACCCAGAUCCGCAGCGGGACAUUACGUGAUGCUGGUAGUUGUGAUAUCGUCAUUAUCGCUGCCGGCGUAAAGAAAAAGAAAGGCGAAACCAAAGUUCAACGACUUGAACGAACGAAUGCGAUCCUACAGAACAUUAUUGGCGGGCUGAGACCAUUCUUGCUUCCUUCAACCAUCAUCUUGGUCGUCUCAAAUCCGGUUGACGUGCUUACAACAUUGGCGUACAAACUAGCGGGAUUACCAAGCUCACAGGUUAUUGGCCUAGGCACAUACUUGGACACUGUAAGGUUAAGAAGGAUAAUGGGAGAGGAUUUGAGGAUAUUUCCAGAUUGUAUCCAAGCAAAUAUGCUGGGCACCCAGGAUGACGGUCCCGAGGCCGAAGUCCUCGCAUGGUCCACAGCUGAGGUCUCUGGUGUUCCCAUCGCCGAAUCUUCACUUGCCAUCACCGGGUCCGAGUGGACAGCAAGAUUACACCAAGAGGGUUCCGAUAUGGCGCACCUCAAGGGCGCUCCUGUGUUCAACAUCGCUUCUUCCGUAGCCUGCAUCGUCUCGGCGAUCAUCUUUGAUAACAAACCGCAAGCGGGAUUCCCUGGUCCCAGGUUUCCAUUGGGACCGAUGCCGAUCAGCCACUAUCAAGAGUCGCUGAGGUGCAGCAUCAGUCUGCCAGCGGUGCUGGGUAGAAGCGGUGUUACUAAAACCGUGGCCGUAGAGUUCGAUGACAGUGAGCGGAAGAACAUGGUGAAGGCAGGUUCUGUGGUCUCGGAGAUAGUAGAGCGGCUGCUUGGGGAUGGGACGGAGGGGGCGGAUGAAUAA
Exophiala aquamarina CBS 119918 is the source of this 996-nucleotide messenger RNA. RefSeq lists its product as uncharacterized. The coding region runs from base 1 to 996 and encodes 331 amino acids. Gene Ontology annotation, biological process: carboxylic acid metabolic process. The record is from RefSeq and is a predicted model, not a curated record. Gene Ontology annotation, molecular function: oxidoreductase activity, acting on the CH-OH group of donors, NAD or NADP as acceptor. NCBI's taxonomy places the organism in Eukaryota, Fungi, Ascomycota, Eurotiomycetes, Chaetothyriales, Herpotrichiellaceae. The transcript has 3 exons.